AUGACAGGAUCAAGUUUACCUUUUAUUUCACGUCGUUCUACUGUCUAUGGUACUCAUGCCAUGGUUGCUAGUUCGCAGCCUCUGGCAACUCAAGCAGGAAUUGAAAUUCUCAAAAAAGGAGGAAACGCUGCUGAUGCAGCUGUUGCUGUUGCUGCUGCCAUUAACGUAACAGAGCCCGGGUCUACUGGCAUUGGCGGUGAUGCAUUUUGCUUAUUCUAUGAUGCUAAAGCUCGCACAGUCAAAGGACUCAAUGGCUCUGGAAGGACGCCUGCGAAGCUUACCAUGGAAUUUCUAAAGAAUGAAGCCAAAUUGACAGAUGAAAACGCAUUUACCAGAAGCGUACAUGCUGUCACUGUUCCUGGUGCUGCUGCUGCCUGGGUAGAUACCGUAAGCCAUUUUGGAUCUGGCAAACUGGAUCUGUCUACCAUUCUUGAACCGGCUAUUGACUUGGCAAAGAACGGCUUUCCUGUAUCACAUAUAUCUGCAAAUGGGUGGAAAGGGGAAGUGCAAAAACUUGUUGAGAAAAAUCCAAAUCAAAAGAUCGAAUGGUUGAUUGAUAAUGAACGUGCGCCUCAAGAAGGUGAAAUAAUGAUGGUGCCUGAGCUGGCAGAAACAUUUCAACUACUUGCUAAGCAUGGAAAAGAAGGUUUCUAUGAGGGUCGUAUCGGCCGAGCCAUUGUCGAAGCUGUUCAGAGCCGAGGUGGUGUGAUGACAUUGGAAGACCUUGCUGCUCAUACGAGUGAGCUACUCGAGCCUAUCUCCCUUGACUAUCAUAACUGGACCAUUUGGGAAAUCCCUCCUAAUGGUCAAGGUAUCACUGCACUUAUUGCCCUCGGUAUCAUCGAGGCGUUGGAAGAAAGUGGUGCAGUGGAUUUUAGCAAAAUAGAACAUAACUCUGCUACAUAUGUUCAUGUUGUAACAGAAGCUUUGCGAAUUGCUUUUGCUGAUACAAGAUACUAUGUGACUGAUCCUCAAGUUCAUCAUGUUCCUACAGAGGCACUCUUGAGUAAGGAAUAUCUCAGGGAACGCGCCAAGCUUGUGGACUUGUCCCGUAGAAAUGAUGAAAUUCAAAAAGGUUAUCCUGAAGGAAACGGAAAUACGGUCUAUUUUUCAGUGGUGGACGAAGAAGGCAAUGCGUGCAGCUUUAUCAAUUCUACCUUUAUGCAUUUUGGCUCUCAUAUCAUUGCCAAGGACACAGGCGUUGUCCUGCAUAAUCGUGGCGGAAAUUUUGUGUUGAUUGAAGGACAUCCAAACUGCGUAGGUCCUAGCAAGCGGCCAUAUCAUACCAUCAUACCAUCCAUGAUAACACGCAAAACAGGAAAUGGUCAUGAACUCGAGGCGUGCUUUGGAGUCAUGGGCGCCUUUAUGCAGCCACAAGGUCAAGUACAAGUCAUCUUGAACAUGAAGCAUUAUUUGUCAAAUCCCCAGCAUGCACUUGAUCUUCCAAGAUUAUGUGUUGCACCUCCCAAGGGAACCGCAGGAGUCAGUGCAAAUGCUUAUUCAUUCACUGAAGUCACUGAUUCUGUUGUUUAUUUGGAAGAUGGUAUUGAGGAUGACGUUGUAGAAGAGCUGGAAGGAAUGGGUCAUAUCUGCUAUCGUCUAUCUGGUUACAGUCGUUCUCUGUUUGGUCGUGGUCAGAUUAUUCGCUGCAAGAUUGAUGCCAGAACCGGUCACAGAGUUUUGGCAGCUGGAAGUGAUCCAAGAGGUGAUGGUCAUGCAUCUGGUUGGUAA
This is a messenger RNA of Rhizopus microsporus ATCC 52813, 1731 nucleotides long. RefSeq names its product gamma-glutamyltranspeptidase. The record is from RefSeq and is a predicted model, not a curated record. The transcript is spliced from 13 exons. Gene Ontology annotation, molecular function: glutathione gamma-glutamate hydrolase. Bases 1 to 1731 code for a protein of 576 amino acids. Gene Ontology annotation, biological process: glutathione catabolic process. Lineage: Eukaryota; Fungi; Mucoromycota; Mucoromycetes; Mucorales; Rhizopodaceae.